Messenger RNA from Cladophialophora bantiana CBS 173.52, 1143 nucleotides. RefSeq lists its product as uncharacterized. Gene Ontology annotation, cellular component: nucleus. Bases 1 to 1143 code for a protein of 380 amino acids. The transcript is spliced from 3 exons. Gene Ontology annotation, molecular function: protein binding; transcription cis-regulatory region binding. NCBI's taxonomy places the organism in Eukaryota, Fungi, Ascomycota, Eurotiomycetes, Chaetothyriales, Herpotrichiellaceae. Gene Ontology annotation, biological process: positive regulation of transcription by RNA polymerase II. The record is from RefSeq and is a predicted model, not a curated record.
AUGCCUUUCGCUUCACGCCCUGCCUCGCUGCUUGUGGAAGAUAACGGCAAUCUGGUCGGCACCUGGAAAGUGUUUCAGAUUAGCAGCAUUUCCAAACGCGUACUGGCUUGGAUUGGAGUUCCUUCCCUAACCGGGGUGGCGAUUCGUUCGGCUUUGGAAAAUCUCAAUCAGCAUGUCUUCAUGGUAGAGUCGAACGGGAAAGACUUCUCUGGGGCCCUGCUUGUAAAAGUCCUGGGUUGUCACAGAAUGUUUCAAAGACUCUGCGGCAGAGUUGUAGGGUUUUUGCGAUUUCAACCUGCCCAAAAUCGGCAGACCAACACUGCUAUCAACUUGGAAGAGGGUCUGGGUGAUACAGAUAUGACAGAGCAAGGUGAAGUUAAGGCUUGGAGAACUGUGACAUCAUGUUUUCUGGAUUUCAGAGGGAAGUCUAUGCCCAUCAAAGCUUCACAGAGCCUCACAAGCUAUCGAUUGGAUUCCAGCAGACCUGCGGUUGCGGUUGUGGUUGCGGAUGCCGUUGGAUGUCUUUCCGAGAAGAGCAAUGCUCUUGACGCUCAAGGUGAUUCUAAGGCAAACGCUUUGCAUCGAGCUGCUUGGAAAGGCAAAGAAGAGGUGGUUAGUGAUCUCAACCAGAAGGUUGAUCAGUAUGCAGCGGACAAAUAUGUUCAGCUACCGAUACACCUGGCGGCAGAGCGGGGGCAUGUCAAUGUAGUCAAAGCAUUGAUGGUUAAGUCAACGGACAUCAGAGAUGCAUCGGUGAUGAACAGACUGCGCUACAUCGCGCGGCUUGGAGCGCUACAAACAGCGUUACUCAUUGCAGCCACGCUUUCCUAUUUACCCGUGGUAAGCCUCCUGUUACAACGGGGCGCGAAAGUCAAUGCCAAAGACAAGCGCGGCAGGACUCCAAUGGCACGGGAGGCGCGCAACGGAGAUGACGAGGUUCUGAAGGCAUUUCUCCAACAUGGUGAUAUCGAGAUCAACUCGAUAGAUGAGCUUGGACAGACUUCACUGCACUUAGCAUCAUGGUACGGACAUACCCGUGCUGUAAAGCUGUUGCUCAAGCAUCCAGCCGUCGAUCGUAAUGCAACCGACAGUUUUGGACGAACCCCGGUCUUCAUGCAGGCUUGUAUGGUCAUCUCGACGUAG